Aspergillus pseudoviridinutans is the source of this 6978-nucleotide messenger RNA. RefSeq names its product type I polyketide synthase. Gene Ontology annotation, biological process: fatty acid biosynthetic process. NCBI's taxonomy places the organism in Eukaryota, Fungi, Ascomycota, Eurotiomycetes, Eurotiales, Aspergillaceae. The coding region runs from base 1 to 6978 and encodes 2325 amino acids. The transcript has 7 exons. The record is from RefSeq and is a predicted model, not a curated record. Gene Ontology annotation, molecular function: 3-oxoacyl-[acyl-carrier-protein] synthase activity; fatty acid synthase activity; phosphopantetheine binding.
AUGGCGCAACAUCAUCGAAUUUACUUGUUUGGAGAUCAAACAUAUGAUGUGGAUGCUCCCUUGCGGGAGCUCCUACACCAUUCAGACCCAAUAUUGACGUCUUUUUUCGAAAGGGCCUUGCAGGUUCUGCGCCUCGAGAUCGGUCAGCUACCUAGUGAGCUCCGUUAUGAAUUCCCUCGAUUCUCCAGUAUAGCCGACUUGAUCUCGCGGCGAGGGGACACUCGACUUCACCCUGGUCUUGAAAUGGCCCUGGUGCUAAUCUAUCAAUUGGGGUCUUUCAUUCGGAUUCACUCAGAAGGGGGACUGGAGUACCCUACGGCUUCUGAUACUCACCUGUUAGGCCUCUGUACUGGGGCCUUUACCGCUGCGGCAGUUAGUUGCUCACGCUCCUUGGUCGAACUGCUUCCAAUCGCCGUACAAACGGUACUGGUCGCUUUCCGAACCGGUCUGUGUGCAGGCAGAAUUGGAAACUGUGUUGAGCCAACUUCAACUGGCUGCCGGGAAUGGUCGAUACUGGUUGCUGGAAUGGACAGCCAGACGGUCGAAGAUGCUUUAGCACAAUUCUCUGCUACGAAGUCCCUCCCUCGCAUGUCUCGGCCUUAUAUCAGCGCAUAUGCUCCCAAUGGGUUGACUGUCAGUGGUCCUCCGUCGAUUCUGGCUGAGCUGCGCCAAUCGUCCGCAUUCGCGCGUGUAGCCUGCAAGUCAAUUCCCAUACAUGCGCCCUAUCAUGCUCCCUUGCUUUUCACGAAGGACGACAUUGACGAAAUUGUGGACACCGCUAUCAACGACAAUUGGGCGUCCUAUGUUGCCCAAUUGCCAGUGAUAUCAAGUGCCACCGGACGCUUGAUAUGGGCUGGCAACCUUCGCGCUCUUUUGCAGUCUGCAAUCGAAGAUGUACUUCUUCAACCAAUCCAUUGGCUCAAGGUUCAGGAUGGUAUCAAGACUACGCUGCCGUCUACGUCCAUGGUCAACUAUGAGGUCAUUCCCAUUGCGACCCAGGCAGAUCCUCUCUUGUCUCGGGCCUUGCAACAGCCGAUAAUGAACCCAAUCCCUGCUCUGUCAGAGAAGCAGCAGGAUCCACCGACUCCCAAUAACAGGGCCAAGAUUGCCAUCGUCGGUAUGUCUGGUCGAUUCCCAGGCGCCAACAACACGGAGGCCCUUUGGGAGCUCCUCUCACAGGGGCUGGAUCUAUGCAAGGAGGUUCCUGCCAACCGAUGGAACAUCAAGACGCAUGUUGAUCCGACAGGCAAGCGUAAAAAUACCAGCAAGAUUCGCUGGGGCUGCUGGCUUGACAAUCCCGAACUAUUCGACGCCCGGUUCUUCAACAUGUCCCCUCGGGAAGCCCCGCAAGUUGACCCGGCGCAGCGCAUCGCUUUGCUCACCGCGUUUGAAGCCAUCGAACAAGCUGGCAUUGUUCCCGGUCGUACGCCGUCUACGCAGCAGGAUCGUGUUGGUGUCUUCUUUGGCACUACAAGCAAUGACUGGUGCGAGACCAACAGCGGACAAGACAUUGAUACCUACUACAUUCCCGGAGCUAAUCGCGCAUUCAUCCCUGGGCGAAUCAACUACGUCUUCAAGUUUAGUGGACCGAGUUAUAGCACCGACACUGCAUGCAGCUCCAGCUUGGCAGCUAUCCAUCUGGCCUGUAACUCUCUGUGGCAGGGAGACAUUGACACAGCCAUUGCUGGUGGUACCAACUGUCUAACGAAUCCUGACAUGACUGCCGGAUUGGACCGUGGUCACUUCCUAUCCCCAACAGGUAACUGCAAGACCUUUGACGAUACGGCAGACGGGUAUUGUCGUGGCGAGGGCGUGGCUACGGUUGUGCUCAAACGAUUGGACGAUGCUCUGGCUGACCGUGACCCUAUUCUGGGACUGAUUCUGGGUGCAUAUACCAAUCACUCAGCCGAAGCAGAGUCCAUUACACGGCCUCAUGUCGGCGCACAAAAAGCCAUCUUCGAACAUAUACUGAACCAGUCUGGAGUGCAUCCGUACGAUGUUGAUUACAUCGAGAUGCAUGGCACGGGCACUCAGGCGGGCGACUCGCGCGAGAUGGCUUCAGUGCUGGGGACAUUUGCCCCACACUCAACGGGCCAUCAGAAACGCAGGGAUGAGCAGCCUCUAUAUCUUGGAGCAGUGAAGUCUAACAUUGGACACGGCGAGUCUGUUUCGGGUGUGACUGCGCUGGCCAAGGUGCUGCUGAUGAUGCAGAAGAACAUGAUCCCUCCCCACUGCGGCGUCAAGACACGCCUGAAUCGAAAGUUUCCCACAGACCUUGCCGAGCGCAAUGUGCAUAUCCCUUUUCAGGCCCAUCUGUGGCCACGGCGUCAUGACCAACGAGGCCGGCGUGUCCUUAUCAACAAUUUUAGCGCUGCCGGCGGAAACAGCUCGAUAUUGGUAGAGGACGCGCCAGUGCAUAUUCCACUGGACUGUACCGAUCCCCGUUCCUCCCAUGUGGUCACUCUAUCGGCCAAAUGUCCCUCCUCACUCAAAGGCAACGUCGAAUCCCUUUUAAGAUAUCUGGGAAAUCUGUCAGGCAGUGACGAUAUGGCAGCCACUCUUUCCCAGCUUUCAUAUACUACGACAGCCCGACGCAUCCAUCAUCCGCACCGCGUGGCAGUGACAGGUUCAACUAUGGCCGAUAUCACUUCCAAUUUGCAAAUGAUCUUGGAGGAAGGAUCAGCAUUUCCCCGUUCAGGGCCAUGUCCUACUGCCAUCUUCACCUUCACCGGUCAAGGUGCACAAUACCCUGGAAUGGGUGAACAAUUGUUCAAGACGCUCUCACUGUUCCGGUCUGAGCUACGCCGCUUCGACCGACUCGCCCAAGGCAUGGGAUUCCCGUCAUUUUUGCCGAUCUUCCUGUCUGGGUCAGGAAGUCGGCUGGAUGAUUUCACUCCCACGGUUGUCCAACUCGCGAAUACGUGCAUGCAGAUUGCACUGGCUCGCCUUUGGAGCUCAUGGGGGAUCAAGCCUUCCGCAGUGGUUGGCCACAGCCUCGGCGAAUAUGCCGCACUGAAUACCGCAGGAGUGCUCUCUGAUGCGGACACUAUCUUCCUCGUAGGCCGUCGAGCACAACUGCUCGAGGAGAAAUGCCAGAGGGGAACCCACGCAAUGCUUGCGGUCCUGGCACCAACUUCCUUGAUCAAUCCUGUUUUGCUGGACAGCAAUGUGGAGAUCGCCUGUAUCAAUGCGCCCGAGGAAACGGUGCUCGCUGGGCCAGCCGCACAGAUUGCAGCUAUACGGCAGAAGCUGACGGCGCAGAAUGUCAAAUGUACCCUACUUCAGGUACCCUUUGCGUUUCACUCCUCGCAAGUGGAUCCAAUCCUAAAGGACUUUGAGCUGUCAGCCAAAGGGGUCACCUUUCGCGCACCGUCUAUCCCUGUGAUCAGUCCCUUAUUGGGAACCGCCAUUGCUGAUCUGGGCACUUUCAGUCCGGAAUAUUUGGCACGGCAUUGCCGUGAACCCGUCAACAUGCUACAGGGCUUGCAGAGGGCAUCUGCGGCAAACAUCAUCAAAUCAAAGAGCAUUGUGAUCGAGUUUGGGCCGCAUCCAGUGGUCUCCGGCAUGGUCAAAUCGUGCCUUGGCAGUGAAAUUACUUGCUUAUCCACGCUCCGCCGCAACAGAGAUCCUUGGACCAUCCUAGCGGACAGUAUUGCUGCUCUGUACCGGGCUGGCGCGGACAUCAACUGGUCCGAAUACCACCGUGAUUUCAAUGCAGCACAGCGCGUGCUACCUUUACCGUCGUAUUCCUGGGACUUGAAGCCGUACUGGAUUGAAUACAAGAACGAUUGGGCCCUGUACAAGGGUGAAAUAGUUCCCGAGGGCAAUGCUGAUCCUGUUAAGACCAUCCAAGCCCCUCCUCCUCCUCCGCCGCCGCCGCCAACGACAACCACGCUCCAUCAGCUAGUGGAGGAGAAGUCGGAUUCGGAAAAAUUUGUGGUCAUCUACGAAUCUGAUGUUUCGCGUCCGGACUUGAACCCUCUCGUUCAAGGGCAUAAGGUGGAAGGCUUAGGAUUGUGUACACCAUCAGUCUACGCGGACAUUGGGUUCACACUGGGCAAUUAUUUCCUGGAUCGAUUCUCCCAGCAGCUUAAAGGAAGAGAUCGUGACAAAGUGGUCGAUGUCACUGACAUGGUGAUUGAAAAGGCCUUGAUAGCAGAGAAUGCUGGUCCCCAGUUGCUGCGUGUUGCUGCUGAGUUAGAUUGGUCGUCCAAAGAGGCUGCUGUCAGAUACUACAGUGUUGAUCUGAAUCACGUCGAGACCAUACAACAUGCCCGCUGCCGCAUCCGCUUCAGUGACAAGUCCAUCUUCAACUCUCUCGCCAAAGAUGUGUCCACCGUCCGAACACACAUUGGAACCAUGCGCGAAAACUCCUGCAAAGGGGCCAUCUUUCGUUUCAAUGGACCAAUGGCGUACAAUAUGGUCCAGGCGUUGGCGGAAUUCCACCCCGACUAUCGGUGUAUCGAUGAAACGAUCCUUGACAACGAGACUUUAGAAGCUGCAAGUAUGGUCAGCUUUGGAGAUGUGAAGAAGGGCGGUAAUUUCCACACGCAUCCUGGAUUCAUUGAUGGGUUGACACAGUCUGGUGGCUUUGUCAUGAAUGCCAACACCAAGACGAAUUUGGGGGUGGAGGUUUUCGUGAACCACGGCUGGGAUUCGYUCCAGCUAUAUGAGCGUGUCACGGACGAUCGGCAGUAUCAAACAUAUAUCCAGAUGAAACCUGCCGAAGCAAACCAGUGGAAGGGCGACGUAGUCAUCCUCAGCGGUGAUCGGCUGAUUGGAAGUGUCCAAGGGUUGACAUUGCAAGGUGUCCCACGAAGAAUCUUACGAUACAUCCUCAAGGGCAGCGCGAAGCCUAGCAAAGCCAGCCGGACAGAUUCUGUUCCGCUCAAAGCUCCUCCUCAGCCCGUGGAGAAGAAGAGCUUCGAAAGGAAAAAUGGGCCUCCCAAUCCUGAAAUAGUCUUCUCUGCAGCAUCAGUAGCAUUGCCAGCUCCUGCUGUUAAGCCUCAAACCCAUAAUUCAGCACUGGCUCAGGCUCUCAGCAUCAUUUCUGAGCAGAGCAAUGUUCCGAUUACCGAAUUGACAGACGAUGCGGCCUUUGCAGACAUUGGCAUAGACUCUCUCCUUGCGCUGACCAUCACCUCUGCUUUCAGCGAAGAACUUGAUCUGGAUUUGGAUUCCUCGUUCUUCAUCGAGCAUCCCACGGUGGCCAACCUCAAGCAAUUUUUUGGCAGCUGCUUUUCCAGCUCGCCGGACACUGAAGUGGUGAUCCCCGCUGUUGUCCCUCAAGUCGAGUCUCGAAGCAUGACGCAACAGCCGGUGGCAAUUCCAUCGACGGAUAGGGGUGUUGUCCCUGAGAUGUUGAGGCAAGAGUUACAAAUCAAUCCUAGCACAGACAACCAUAGCAUUUUUCAGUCGGCUGUUCGCAUUAUUGCGGACGAAAGCGGUGUCAAUGCUGACGAUCUCACUGGGGAGACCGUAUUCGCGGAUAUUGGUAUCGACUCUUUGCUGGCACUGGUCAUUGGCGGUCGACUUAGCGAAGAGCUCGGGCUGGACACUGACGCAGAGUCCUUCUUCCAGAACUGUGUGACCUUGCAGGAUCUGCAGAACUAUCUUGAAGAUUGCAGCGGAUCACCUUCUCUACAAGUAAAUUCCCAACCUAGCGCUACACACACCACGAUUGUCUCUCCACCUGCAAAGCAAGCUGCAUUUCCUCGGGUCUCGCAGAGUUCACCUGAUACGACGGCAAUCCAGACCCCAGCACUGUCGGAACCAUCGCCUCCAAUGAUAGCUCAACCUACCCCGUCAAGUGAGCCAAGUCCCUCAUUCCUAGAAGUCCUGCAGAUAAUCAGCGAGGAGAGCGGCGUGAACGUCGGCGAUCUUUCCGACGAGACGGUGUUUGCGGAUAUCGGCGUGGAUUCGCUGCUCGCUUUGGUGAUUGGGAGCCGAAUCCGCGAGGAGCUCCUAUGGGACCUGGAUGUCGAGUCGAUGCUGAUUAGUUAUCCCACGGUCGGAGAUCUGAAAUCGCAAAUGGGAGGGAGAGGGCUGGUGUAUCAAGCUAGCCAGAAUCUGUCCAAUUCGUCCCUUUCCACUCUCUCGUCUUCAUAUCCUUCUAGUGACAGCGUCAGCUCGGCCGCUGAGACGCCCCAGUCCGAGUUGUCUGCUCCUGAGCUCGAACCUUGCAUUCCAAACGCCUCAGCUGUCGUCCUGCAAGGCUCGCCCCGGAAUGCGGAGAAGAUCCUGUUCCUCUUUCCCGACGGCUCAGGGUCAGCCACGUCAUACGCCUCUCUACCACGUAUCGCGGCCAAUGUUGCCGUCAUUGGUCUUAACUCACCCUUUCUUAAGAAAGAUGUCGAGGUGCACUGCACUGUAGACGAGCUCGUGGGAAGCUAUCUGAAAGAAAUCCGCAAACGCCAGUCCACCGGACCCUAUCACCUCGCUGGCUGGUCCGCGGGUGGUAUUCUGGCUUACCGGGCGGCUCAGAUGCUCCUCGCUCGCGGUGAGCAAGUUCCCUGCUUGAUCCUGCUGGAUGCGCCUCCCCCAAUGAGACUGGGGAAGCUGCCGCAGCAUUUCUUCGAUCAUUGCGACGCAAUGGGCAUCUUCGGCCAGGAGGGUAAAGCUCCGGAAUGGCUUAUUCCACAUUUCAAGAAAACCAAUGCCAUUCUCAGUGGGUACUACGCGACGCCCUUUGCGGUAGGUCGGGGCCCCGGCAGGACAGGGAUCAUCUGGGCAAGUCAGAGCGUCUUUGAUACCAAGAGAUGCGCUCGACCGGCACCGCAUCCUGACGAUACGGAGGAUAUGAAGUUCCUCACUGAGGCACGGACUGAUUUCUCAUCGGGAAUUUGGGGUUCAUUGUUCCCGGGAUCUGAGGUGGUUGUGGAUAAGGUAGAUGGAGCGGAUCAUUUCUCCAUGAUGCAUGAGGGGAAAUAUGCACGGCAGGUAGCGGGGUUCUUAGGCCGGCUUUUGUCAGGAAUUUGA